Molecule: messenger RNA, 2026 nt
Organism: Salvelinus namaycush (lake trout)
Lineage: Eukaryota; Metazoa; Chordata; Actinopteri; Salmoniformes; Salmonidae
Gene: acad8
Product: acyl-CoA dehydrogenase family, member 8
Exons: 11
Coding region: 43-1302 (419 amino acids)
Biological process (GO): lipid metabolic process
Molecular function (GO): flavin adenine dinucleotide binding; acyl-CoA dehydrogenase activity
Source: RefSeq, a predicted model, not a curated record
ACAUUUCCCUACAGCACCAGCGUGAAUUAACCAGUGACCAACAUGGCGGCCGUUGGAACGUUCUCUAGAGUUGCCAGACUGAGUUUAUGCAUUGGCAGAAGAUGUCGUUUAAUAUCGAACAGCGAAAAGAGACGAGGAAUAGCGUCAUGCGUUGACCCUGCUCAUGGCCUCAGUGAUGAACAGAAAGAGUUUCAGAAGAUGGCCUUUGACUUCGCAGCAAAUGAAAUGUCUCCACACAUGGCUGAGUGGGAUGAAAAGGAAAUCUUCCCGGUGGAGACCUUGCGUAAGGCUGCCCAGCUGGGGUUUGGGGGAAUCUAUGUACAGCCGGAGGUGGGGGGAUCUGGUCUGUCUCGUCUGGACACCUCACUCAUCUUUGAGGCCUUAUCGACAGGCUGCGUUAGCACCACAGCCUACCUCAGCAUUCACAACAUGUGUAACUGGAUGAUUGACACCUUCGGCAACACUGAACAGAGGGAGAAGUACUGCCCUGAGCUUUGUACGAUGGACAAGUUUGCCUCUUAUUGUCUGACUGAGCCAGGCAGUGGCAGUGAUGCUGCUUCGUUACUCACUACUGCAAAGUUGGAAGGAGACCAUUAUGUCCUCAAUGGGUCCAAGGCCUUCAUCAGUGGAGGAGGAGACACAGACGUGUACAUAGUAAUGUGUCGGACGGGUGGGAAAGGUCCCAAGGGGAUCUCCUGUGUGGUGGUGGAGAAAGACACUCCAGGACUCAGCUUUGGCAAGAAGGAGAAGAAGGUGGGAUGGAACUCUCAGCCAACCAGAGCAGUGAUCUUAGAGGACUGCCAUGUCCCAGUGACCAGUCGGCUGGGUCAGGAGGGACAGGGCUUUAACAUCGCUAUGAGAGGCCUGAAUGGAGGCAGGAUCAAUAUUGCAUCUUGUUCUCUUGGGGCGGCCCAUGCAUGUGUACAGCUGGCGAGAGAUCACCUGUUAGUACGCAAGCAGUUUGGAGAGACCCUCUCAAGCAACCAGUUCCUGCAGUUUAAGUUGGCAGAGAUGGCCACCAAGCUAGUGGCGUCGCGUCUGUUGGUGCGUGAGGCUGCACUGGCACUGCAGGAGGGCAGGUCUGACGCUGUGUCCCUCUGCUCCAUGGCCAAACUCUUUGUCACUGACGAGUGCUUCAACAUCUGUAACCAGGCACUCCAGAUGCAUGGUGGAUACGGUUACCUGAAAGACUACGCUGUUCAGCAGUUUGUCCGGGACAUCAGAGUACACCAGAUACUGGAGGGAACAAAUGAAGUGAUGCGGAUGAUAAUUGCCAGAAGUUUACUGUCAGAGUCUGGAUAAAUAUGCCAUGGGCUGGCCAAAACUGGACUUUCUCCUGUCUUGAAGGGAUGGUGUGGUGGCAGGCUUCUUGUUGUUUGACUGUAUCCCUCAAGUGUCUUGAACCCCACUUUUUAUAGGGGGAAAACUAUAAUUAGGUCCUUUCCUGUUUGUGGAAUAACAGCUGCUCAUUGAGGGAUAUGGAAGUGGAACCAUAUUAGAUAUGUCGUAUUUUGUGGAUCAGUAUUGGGGUGAAGGUUUUUGGUUAUCUAUAUCAGAUGAUUAGUUCGAUGACAUCACAGCCUCUCCUGCACAUUCAGUUAUGAAAACCAAACGUUGCCACCAUGUUUCAGUUUAAUCAUAAAACACAAUUAAAUGUAUCAUCUAGGUGGGUUGGAUGACAGGUUUUAUAAAAUAUUUGGUACUGCAUUAUAAGAAUCAUGUUUUAAAAGGUACAAUGCAGCUGUAUCUCUAUCAAAUAAUUUCUGGAUAACAAUGAUGUUGCAAAUUUUUUAUUGAAAACAAUGACCAAUUUCUCAAACAGCUCUUACACUAAAUGGCCAUUAUAAUUUCACAGUAUUCCAACCUCAAAACACAGGAACUCACGAUUGACUGCACUAGACCUUUAGCCGUUAAGGGAAGAAUAUUUAAAACCCAGAUCUCAGUCAUUGACAAAUUAUACGUUCCAGCUACCUAAUUGAGAUUAGUGAUAUAUUCUCUGUGUACAUAAAUGUCAUAAAACCACAAA